Messenger RNA from Iphiclides podalirius (scarce swallowtail), 342 nucleotides. Lineage: Eukaryota; Metazoa; Arthropoda; Insecta; Lepidoptera; Papilionidae. The record is from the annotation of a GenBank genome assembly.
AUGUUCAAGAAUAGAGUCGCAGUAAUUGUACGAGAUGUUGGGGAGGCCCUUUCGCGCCGAGAAGUGAAGGUGAGAAGGUGGGCGCUCUACGGCGAGAAUACGCAGGCGAUGGUAGGCGAUAAUUUUCAGGCGGUACUUGCAUUUUCAUAUUCUCACGAUAGUCUCGGCGCGAAAGCCUCCCAUGCGAAAGGGGCUUUGGGGGCGCGGUGUAAAAUGGAAGCAGAGGCGGUGAGUUCGGUGGAACUUCACGGUGGCGGGUUACAAAGAGCACAGCGCGUUUCGCGGUUUAUGGGCCGCGCGCUUGGAAGUGUGGCUUGGAGGUCGCGUGCAGAUGGCGGGUUG